Messenger RNA from Akanthomyces muscarius, 249 nucleotides. RefSeq lists its product as uncharacterized. Gene Ontology annotation, molecular function: RNA binding; structural constituent of ribosome. Bases 1 to 249 code for a protein of 82 amino acids. Gene Ontology annotation, cellular component: cytosolic small ribosomal subunit; ribosome. Gene Ontology annotation, biological process: translation; ribosomal small subunit assembly. NCBI's taxonomy places the organism in Eukaryota, Fungi, Ascomycota, Sordariomycetes, Hypocreales, Cordycipitaceae. The record is from RefSeq and is a predicted model, not a curated record. The transcript has 3 exons.
AUGGUUCUCGCCGUUGAUCUUCUGAACCCUUCCGCGGCCGCUGAGGCCAAGAAGCACAAGCUCAAGACUCUUGUCCCCGCCCCCCGAUCCUUCUUCAUGGACGUCAAGUGCCCCGGCUGCUUCGUCAUCACCACCGUCUUCUCCCACGCCCAGACCGUUGUCAUCUGCCAGGGCUGCACCACCGUCCUGUGCCAGCCUACCGGUGGCAAGGCCAGACUCACCGAGGGUUGCUCUUUCCGAAGAAAGUAA